Molecule: messenger RNA, 1552 nt
Organism: Pocillopora damicornis (cauliflower coral)
Lineage: Eukaryota; Metazoa; Cnidaria; Anthozoa; Scleractinia; Pocilloporidae
Source: RefSeq, a predicted model, not a curated record
AUCGACCCGUGAUGUCUUAACGCGAAGUAGUUUACCGUCGUUUCCUUCAAUUUUGGCUUCAAUUGACACAACUUGUGUGCCAAAGAGUUCAGAAAACAAGCACAAGGUUUUAAUUCAUUUUAUUGCCCCUCGAAAACAACUCAUACGAUCAGACACGAUGGCCGUUGUUGUUAUUCUUCCGUUGAGGGCUUAGAAAGAACCUGAGGUAAGCAAAAAUCCGCUUUGACGAAAUAGAACUGAUUGACAGAUGUCCAAGUGAUCACUCAUUUUGCUGAUAGUGUAAUAAUCUUAAUCACACCUAUUGACCUUGGUAACUGAAUUCAUCACGUACAUAACACGGAGGAUAGUGGUUUUCCUCGUGCAGAGUAAGUGGUCGAGACUGCCUCCCACGAACUCAAUUUUCACAAAAUUGGGAAGAGGAAUUUACUUGAAACCCAAUUUUACACGUCAUUGCCGUUAGACAAGAUGCGAUUCGCUACAGUGUUGCUUGUUGCCAUCGUUCUUAUGAUGAUGGUAGAGUUAUCAGAAACAAGAGGACGUAAAGGCAGAUCCGGUCGAUCUAGGUCCAAAGGGUCCAGCUCAAAAUCUAAAAUCCCCAAAUACACGCCAAUCAAAGCCACCUCAGUUCGCUCCCCGGUGAUCGUCUCACAGACUCACUAUGGUUCGCGUUCAAUCACGUUCAAGAAAGUUGUCUUUGCCAACUCGCAGCACCGCCAUCCUUUCAGCAGUGCCCCAGUCUAUCGGAUGGGAUAUCCAAUGUACCGGAGUUAUGUCUCCAUCCCGAAGAUGAGAGCAGUGAGGGUUACCUUUGAGAGAGAAAGGCUGCUGGAUGACAAUGGAAAUUUGUGUUUGGAUACAUCAGAAGGGAGUCAAACACUGAAGGAAGGAAUCGACGACCACUUGGUUGAUUUGACAACUACAGUGAAGUACAAAAAUGGAGAAACGAAAACACUACACGGAGUCGACAAAACAGUGUCGUUGGAAGACAUCAAGGAUCAAGACUUUGAAGUUGUAAGCCUUGCCCGUUACAACUUGAUUAUUGUGACGGGAACAACUUGUACAAAGGUUGAAACGACCAUCGAAGGAACGAUGGUUAUCAUGUACGAGACAAAUCCGAACAGCUCAAACAAACUGAACAUCAACAACAUACUACUCUCAGUCGUUAUUACGUUGUUAAUGUUUAUGAAUUUACAUCUAUUUCCUUGUUGAAUCAAGAGGACUAAUGUUUCGCCGGCAUCAAUAUGUUCAGGCGCGACUCAUAGUCAUUUGAGCCUGAAAAAGUGAUAAUGAUAGUACUUAUCGUCGAAAGAGCAAUUUAACUGGCUUUUAGCCCGCUGAAAUCUCGAGCUUGGCUUGGAAAGUGAAUAACCUCUUUUAAAACUUCCGGUUAUUCAUGCGACAAAUUAAGAACUAUCAACGACCCUCAACCGAAGAUAUUGUAGGAUGAUAAGUUGUACCAUGAUGAUUUGCACGUGGCUAUGCUAAAUUUGCAUUUAGCUUGAUUUUGCUUCGAUUUUAGUAACCAUAUUAAAUUUAUUUGAUAUGAAAACGA